CCAGACUCCACAGAUGUGUCAGGGAAUAUCAAGAGACGGAAAUGUGCCGCGCUCAUUCCCUGGGCUUUGUAAUGUAUGGCAACGAGAGUACAAAACUGCCUAUAUGAACGACAGGCAGCAAGAAGUAUAAGUAUGAGCAGGUCUAAAAUCAAAUCCUUACCUUCAACAAAUUGUCACUUUAAAAGAUCUCUAGCGCUGAUCCAUUAUCCCGACAUGCAAUUUUUGACUAUGAGGGUGCUCAAUGCCCUGGCAUUCAUGCCCAGCGUUCUAGCUGCCGCACUAUCUCCCAUCCCCAUUGAUUCUAGAAGCCUCUCCGAUAUUUACGCAGCUGCACAGAAGGAGAGCGGUAUUCUCCGGGUCGUUCACGGUGGAGAUGAACUAAACCAAGCUGAUGCCUUGUUCGAUGCGUUCACGGCGAAAUUCCCAAAGAUCAACGUCAAUCACAGCGUUGAUCUCUCCAAGUAUCUCGAUGGCAGAAUCAACCAAGCGUUCCUGCAGAACGAAUUGUAUGCAGACCUGGCUAUCCUCCAGACACAACAUGACUAUGAUGGUUGGGAACAUGAGGGGUUGUUGUUGCAUUACAAGCCCCCAUCAUUCGAUAAGCUUUGGCCCAGCUUAACCAAUGCAAAUGGUGCCUAUCUACCAGUGUUUGCAGCUAGCUUCGGACCAUUCGUCUUUAAUGCCUCGGUAGUCCCAACAGCAGACAUUCCCAAGUCAUACGGAGAUAUGCUAGACCCGAAAUGGAAAGGAAAGAUUGUACUGACCUAUCCAAACGACGACGACGCCGUGCUAUACCUCUUCAAACUCAUCAUCCAGCAAUACGGUUGGGAAUGGCUGGACCAGCUCCUCGAACAAGAUGUCCAAUGGGUCCGUGGAACCGAUACACCGUCGGCGAUAAUGCUACGGGAUGAAAACAAGACAAUCUCCUUUACCACCUACCCUCCCGCCGAGGGUUGGGUUAGUGUGUCACCUGUCUCCGACCGAUACAUGAGCUGGACACAGACGAGCGCUAUCUUCAAGGACACAAAGCUCCCUGAAACUGCGAAGCUUCUCCAGGCAUAUUUGAUCUCGGAAGAGUUCCAGCUUACCAGGGGUGUUCCAUCGGUGCGCAAGGAUAUUGGAAAUAGUACUAUUUGGGACUCGGAGACUACGGAUUACGUGACUUUCCAUCAGUUCAUGGAGGAUAGAGAAAGUGUCGAGCAGUUGCGGUUUGUGUUUGAGGAUAAAAUUGGGACUGCGCAGGGGUUGAGCCCGCUUAUUGAUAAUAUCUUCUGAGAUUGGGGGGGGAAUGGCUGGAUGCCUAUGUAGCCAUUUUCUCAU
Penicillium brasilianum is the source of this 1320-nucleotide messenger RNA. The record is from the annotation of a GenBank genome assembly. Lineage: Eukaryota; Fungi; Ascomycota; Eurotiomycetes; Eurotiales; Aspergillaceae.